This is a messenger RNA of Armigeres subalbatus, 913 nucleotides long. RefSeq names its product probable transmembrane reductase CYB561D1. The coding region runs from base 36 to 722 and encodes 228 amino acids. The transcript has 4 exons. Gene Ontology annotation, molecular function: transmembrane monodehydroascorbate reductase activity; heme binding. Lineage: Eukaryota; Metazoa; Arthropoda; Insecta; Diptera; Culicidae. The record is from RefSeq and is a predicted model, not a curated record.
UUCAGUGUUCAGCUACCAGAAGGGUCGCGCUCAAGAUGGCCCCAAACGACGAUAGCUCGAAACAAAACAGAACAGAAUUUAUUGUGCGGUAUUUGGAAAUCCUCUUCAACACCAUUAACCACGUCCUGAUUGGAUAUGUUUCAAUUUAUUUGUCCUACUUAUGCUACAUGAUGAGCAUCAGCAGCAUCAUGACUUGGCAUAUAUUUCUAACAGCAGUUGGCUACCACUUCUUCAUGGCGGAGUCAUUCCUAACACUGUACGCGGCCAACACAUGGACAAUGGAAAACUCGCCGGAAACCAAACGUCGUUUGCAUUGGAUCCUACAGCUAAUUGGAUGCGUUGCAAUCAUUGUAGGAACCGCCAUUGAAGUGUGGGACAAGGAGCGAAGAAAUCGGUCCCACUUCAAAUCUGACCAUGCGAUAACAGGAUUGGUGUCAAUCAUUUUCAUCGUCUUAUCAAUGCUGAAUGGAGUGGCGUCAAUAUAUGCGUACAAAAUCCGGAACAUAAUAAAGCCAAUCUACGUCAAAAUGAGUCAUUAUAUCUGCGGGAUAGUGGCGUUUGUCAUUGGAAUGACUUCCCUUGCCCUGGAAUAUAGCCCUCGGCGUAUGGUCUCGACCGAAAAUGUUAAUAUGUUGAUCCUGUUCAGCUCGAUUGUAGCCGCACUGACGUGCAUCGGCGUCGCCAAAACGAUGUAUUCUCAAUUCAAAGGAAUGUGUCGAUAAUCGAAGAAUUUCAUUUAUGAUAUAGGGAAAAAUAAAAUCUGUUUUUAGAUUAGUUUGCUUAUGCAUUCUAUGUUUGUAUAUAUUAAAAAUAACAAAUGCCAAAGAUGUUCAGUUGUUUAUUAUUGAAUUCAUCCAAUAUUUGCAGAAGACAAGCUUAAUAUUUAGUGGUGAAAUUGCAUUCAAAUUUACUA